Messenger RNA from Habropoda laboriosa, 810 nucleotides. RefSeq names its product SAP domain-containing ribonucleoprotein. The annotation marks the transcript as partial. Gene Ontology annotation, cellular component: nucleus. Lineage: Eukaryota; Metazoa; Arthropoda; Insecta; Hymenoptera; Apidae. Gene Ontology annotation, biological process: poly(A)+ mRNA export from nucleus. The transcript is spliced from 7 exons. The record is from RefSeq and is a predicted model, not a curated record.
UAUUGUGUGAAAAACUGUGACAUGUUAAUCGGUAAUCGAAAAGAAAUAUUAAUUGAAAUAAAAUAACAUUGAUGCAUCAUGGCUGAUUCAUCUUAUGAAAAAGGACUUACGGAACUUUCAAAAAUGAAGGUUGCAGAUUUGAGAAUUGAAUUGAAGCAAAGAGGACUUCCUACUACUGGUAAUAAAACUGAAUUGGUAGAAAGGCUUCAGUUAGCAAUUCAUGGUGAUUCUGCAUUAUCUUUGGAUGAAACUACAGAAGAAAUUUUAGAUGAAGAUGCAGUCCUUGGAGAUGAAGAAAUAGAAGAAUUAUCAAGUAAACCUGAUUCACAAGAAGUUAGUGAAAAAAGAAAAUUAUCUACUGAAAGUAAUGUGAGUGCAAAGAAAAUAGUUCUAAACCGAAAACCAGUAAUUGAAGAAGUCAAGAAUGAACAAACAGAAAAAAUUGAAACUGAUCCAAAAAUCACUGAGACUGCACCACCAGAAAGAAAAAUAAUUAAACUCUCAGAGCUUAGUAUUAAAGAGAGAUUAGAAAUGAGAGCUAAGAAAUUUGGAUUGCCUUUGUCUGAAGCUGCAAAAAAAGAAGUUAGAUCUGCAAGAUUCAGUAUUAAUAACCAAAAUAACAAAUCAGCUGCAUCUGUAAAAACACCUGUGCAUACAACCUAUGAAGUUCUAAAGAAACGAGAAGAAAGGUUUGGUACUUCUGUCUCUAGUUUAAUGGAAAAGGCUGAAUUAGAAGCCAGAAUAGAAAAAAGAAAAGCUAGAUUUGGCGAAGUAAAACCUGCAAAUGAGAAAGUAUUUUAUAAUAAAAUU